UGUCUAACAAAAUAAACAAAAACUCUAAAAUUCAUAAAUAUUCGUUGAACAAUAAUGUUCCUUUUUUCAAUAUAAUAUGGAAAGAUUUAUGAGCUAUAGGGUAUUUCUACAUGCAUGAUUCCUACCGACCGUGAGACAUACACCAUCCAGGCUGGUUAUAUUUUAUACCUACAACUUCGAGAUGAAUCCCGUAACGAUACUAUUCCGAGGUGGCAAUGGAAAGGAUCCAUCCACCGAUUUUCAAUUGGAACCUACCUCCGUUUUAUCGCUGAAAAUGCUUGUGGACUUUGGGGCUGGACUUCUUGGCGGAGCUGCUGGUGUUCUUGUUGGCCACCCCUUCGAUACUGUGAAGGUUCACAUGCAAAUGGAUAAUCCUCGAAACCCGAAAUAUAAAGGAACCGUAGACUGCCUGAAGACGAUAAUACGAAAAGACGGCUUCAGGGGAUUGUACCGCGGCAUUACCAGUCCCAUUGGUGGAAUCGGAUUCGUAAAUGCCAUAGUCUUCGGGGUCUAUGGUAAUGUUCAACGCUUCUCCUCCGAUCCCAAUUCGCUGCUGUCUCACUUCUAUGCGGGCUCUGUCGCCGGCGUGGCUCAGAGCUUCGUCUGCGCCCCGAUGGAGCUGGCCAAGACGAGGCUUCAGCUGGCAACGCAAAUCGAUAGUGGCAUCAAGUUCCGAGGACCAAUACACUGCCUCACACAUAUCUUAAGAACGGAGGGCAUAAGGGCCACCUACAAGGGAUUACUGGCCACAAUUUUAAGAGAUAUUCCAGGAUUCGCCAGCUACUUUGUGUCCUACGAGUUCAUGAUGCGCCAGAUGCAGACGCCGAGCAUAGCGUAUACCCUGACAGCAGGAGGCUUAGCUGGAUGCACCUCCUGGCUAUUCUGCUAUCCCAUCGAUGUGGUGAAAACGCACAUGCAAGCCGAUGCCUUGGGCAAGGAUGCCAAGUACAAUGGAUUCCUCGACUGUGCAAUAAAGGGCUUUAAGAGCGAUGGGCCGCAAUAUUUCUUCCGCGGUCUCAACUCUACGCUCAUUCGAUCAUUUCCCAUGAACGCCGCCUGCUUUCUUGUAGUAUCUAUGGUCCUGGACUUUUUCAAUGCCAAGAACGGCAUGGAUUCCGUAGACCACAACGCCGAGCAGCCAUUAAGUGUCGUCACCUUAGAUAAUACAAAGCAAGGGGACUUUGACACCAACACCCCCCCGUCAACCGUUGAGGAAGUUGUACGGAAAAUAAUCACGGAAAAUGCGAUAUCAUCACAUCAUCACCAGUAUGUGUCCACGCCAAAGGAUGUCGUUCACAGUCAGUUCACAAGCAACAGCAAUAGUACAAUCAACAUUCCCAAAGAGUCGAAAAAACGUUUGGCCUCCGAUUGUAAUUUAAAAUAAAAUUUCAGUUUUUAUACCCGAGAACAAGAGUAAUACAAGAGUAACCACACUACA
Messenger RNA from Drosophila kikkawai, 1438 nucleotides. RefSeq names its product mitochondrial basic amino acids transporter. Gene Ontology annotation, biological process: mitochondrial L-ornithine transmembrane transport. Gene Ontology annotation, molecular function: high-affinity L-arginine transmembrane transporter activity. Lineage: Eukaryota; Metazoa; Arthropoda; Insecta; Diptera; Drosophilidae. Gene Ontology annotation, cellular component: mitochondrion. The record is from RefSeq and is a predicted model, not a curated record.